Molecule: messenger RNA, 2553 nt
Organism: Xiphophorus maculatus (southern platyfish)
Lineage: Eukaryota; Metazoa; Chordata; Actinopteri; Cyprinodontiformes; Poeciliidae
Product: gastrula zinc finger protein XlCGF57.1-like
Exons: 3
Coding region: 113-1879 (588 amino acids)
Source: RefSeq, a predicted model, not a curated record
GUGAAACACACGGGAAACUACGGAGCUCACGAGGUAGCAUUAGCUCCUCUUAGAAGGUAGUUUGAAAACAGGUUUGGUGUUUUCGGUAAAUAUUUCCGUGUUUUCAGUGAAAAUGUCUUCAGUUCCGCCUCAGAGAGAGUUUAUCAACGAGCAGGUAACUCCUGCUGGAGAAACAUUCACAGAGUGGAAAGAAAUCAACGUUAAGAUGGAGGAAGAGAUGGAGGAUCAGCGCAGACUGAUGGAUUUUACCCGGAUACCGAGGAUCAUCUUACACCGGAUAGAUCUCCCACAAUGUUGUGUGUGUAAAGAGGAGGAGGUUCUCAAUGAAACAGAACCACAGAGGAACCAACUCAUCUCUCAUGGCUCUGCAGAAACUGAGAACCAGAAUCAGGAAGGAAUCAAUUCUGAAGACCCAGGAAAAGAGAGAAAGGAAGAACAAAAACAAAAGGAGAAAUAUGAGAAAACCAAAGAGCAGAAAGGCAGAACUGACACUUCAAAACAAGAAAAGCACAAAAAAGCUCACGCAGGGCAAAAAUUAUAUUCUUGUAAAAUUUGUGAUAAAACCUUUUCUCGAAACGAUAUCUUGCUGAGGCACAGAAGAAUUCACAGAUAUGAGCGGCCUUUUUCUUGUGGGACUUGUGGAAAGAGUUACAGUAAAAGAGGGACUUUAACUUAUCACAUGAUAAUUCACACAGGUGAGAAGCCUUUCUCUUGUGGGUCCUGUGGAAGAGGUUUCUCCCUAAAAACUCAUUUAAAUGCACAUAUGAAAGUUCACACAGGUGAGAAGCCCUUCUCAUGUGGGACCUGUGGAAAGAGUUACAGUGAAAGAGGGCCUUUAACUAAUCACAUGAGAAUUCACACAGGUGAGAAGCCUUUCGCUUGUGGGAUCUGUGGAAAGAGUUACAGUAAAAGAGGGACUUUAACUCGGCACAUUAGAAUUCACACAUGUGAGAAGCCUUUCGCUUGUGGGAUCUGUGGAAAGAGUUACAGUGAAAGAGGGACUUUAACUCAUCACAUGAGAAUUCACACAGGUGAGAAGCCUUUCGCUUGUGGGAUCUGUGGAAAGAGUUACAGUGAAAAACAUACUUUAACUCAUCACAUGAGAAUUCACACAGGUGAGAAGCCUUUCGCUUGUGGAUCCUGUGGAAAGAGUUUCUCUCGAAAGGACGCUCUAAAUGUCCACAUGAUAACUCACACAGGUGAGAAGCCUUUCUCUUGUGGGUCUUGUGGAAGAAGUUUCUCUCGCAAAGAUUAUUUAAAUGUUCAUAUGAAAAUUCACACUGGUGAGAGGCCUUUCUCUUGUGGGUCUUGUGGAAGAGGUUUCUCCCUAAAAACUCAUUUAAAUGCUCAUAUGAAAGUUCACACAGGUGAGAAGCCCUUCUCAUGUGGGAUCUGUGGAAAGAGUUACAGUGAAAAAGGGACUUUAACUCGGCACAUGAGAAUUCACACAGGUGAGAAGCCUUUCUCUUGUGGGUCGUGUGGAAAGAGUUACAGUGAAAAACGUACUUUAACUCAUCACAUGAGAAUUCACACAGGUGAGAAGCCUUUCGCUUGUGGGAUCUGUGGAAAGAGUUACAGUGAAAAACAUACUUUAACUCAUCACAUGAGAAUUCACACAGGUGAGAAGCCUUUCGCUUGUGGGAUCUGUGGAAAACGUUGCGCUCAAAAAGGUUAUUUAAAUGUUCACAUGAGAAUUCACACGGGUGAGAAGCCUUUCUCUUGUGGGUCGUGUGGAAAACGUUUCUCUCAAAAAGGUAAUUUAAAUGUUCACAUGAGAAUUCACACAGGUGAAUUCUCAUGUGGGACUUGUGGAAAAAGUUACAGUAACACAAGUAAUUUAUCUCGUCACAUGAAGACUCACUCUGAUGAGAAGCCAUAGGUCCAAAACAGAUCCGAUCCAAUUCGCAUCUAAUCUCAUGGAAAAUCUGGUCAGAUGAUGUAAACAGCAAGUUGAACAUAUUAAAGUCAACAGAUUCUUGCAGGCUGCUAGUGAUUCACUGUGAUUGUGUCUUUCACUGUCUGACCAAGAUAAACCUGAGGUCUACUUUUGCCUAGCAGCUUGUUUUCCUUAAUCCAGUUUUUUGUUUUAAUUCUCAGUCGUAUUUGUACUUAAGAUCCCCAUCAGUAUCCCAUUAGAUACUGAAGUUAAAGAGGGGAACACAUUCAGACAGGAUUAAUUUCUGUGCAUUUCAGUUUUCAUGGAGUUCUGGACCAUGUAGAAUAAUUGAGUUUAGCUUUUAUUUGAAGUUUCUGUGUAUGACUGGAUGUAAAAUACUUUAGAAAUGAAAGCAGUGAAAUGUUCUUGUUUUUCCAUAAAUAAAACUCUGAUGUUUGUUUGAAAAAAAUCUCUAAAAUAAUUUUGAUCUGGUCAGAUUUUGAUUUAGAGCUAACCACAGAGAGGUUUUUAUGUUCCCAAAUUUUUGUCAUUGUUACACUUUGCUAUGAGAAGCAAAUUAUAUUAUUAAAAAGGUUUGUUAAAAUAUACACCAGUAUUUUGAGCAGAAUAUGCUUUUUAAUAACUGUUGAUUUGAAUAAAUAUUGAUGGAUUAUUCA